Sinocyclocheilus anshuiensis is the source of this 1961-nucleotide messenger RNA. Its product is annotated as LIM and calponin homology domains-containing protein 1-like. The record is from RefSeq and is a predicted model, not a curated record. The transcript is spliced from 7 exons. Lineage: Eukaryota; Metazoa; Chordata; Actinopteri; Cypriniformes; Cyprinidae. Bases 75 to 1676 code for a protein of 533 amino acids.
AGACAUUGUUAUCUUACAUCAAGGAAACAAAUUCAAAGUUGAGUGAAGGCCUGACUGAAGAAGAGGAUCUUGCCAUGUCCAGUGAUGUUAACAGGGAGGCCGUAUUCCAGGCGACAAAGGUUCGAACCCAUUUGAAACAAGAUGGAAGCUGGAUCAACAGAUCUCAAAAUGUUGAGGACACACAGUCAGAUGUAAAAGCACGUAAACCAGUAAAGCUAGGAAAACCUAAAAAUGUGUCAUCACCUGAGAGCAGUUCGGUCUCUUCCUCCAUCAUGCCAUGUGCAGAGAGUACCGCCACCACCUCCUCCAGCCUGGACUCGUCCACACCCCCUCAAAGCUCUUCUGUCAUGUCAGCCUUAAGGAAGUUUGAUGCACAUCCUGUCCUUGAGGACUCCAGAAGAGCACAUGUAGAGAAAGCAGUGGAGCCAUCCAUAGUCAAAGCCACAGAGCAACCACUGAAGACACCAGCAGAUGCUUCUGUAAAGGACAUAGUGGAAAAACCAAUUGCCAUACUUGCAGAGGAACCAUUGAAGACAUAUGCAGAUGUUUCUGUAAAGGACAUAAUGGAGAAACCUAUAGCUAAACCUUUAGAGGAACCGAUGAAGACGCAUGCAGACGCUCCUAAAUUGGAUGUAGUGGAGAAACCUAUAGUUAAACCUAUAAAGGAACCAUUGAAGACGCAUGCAGACGCUCCUAAAUUGGAUGUAGUGGAGAAAACUAUAGUUAAACCUGUAGAGGUACCAUUGAAGACACAUGCAGACAUUCCUAAAACGGAUGUAGUGGAGAAACCUAUAGAGGAGCCAUUGAAGACGCAUGCAGACGCUCCCAAAUUGGAUGUAGUGGAGAAACCUAUAGUUAAACCUAUAGAGGAACCAUUGAAGACACAUGCAGACACUCCUAAAACGGACAUAGUGGAGAAACCUGUUGAAGAACCACUGAAGACGCAUGCUUACACUCCUAAAAUGUAUGUAGUGGACAAUAUAGUUAAACCUGUAGAGGAACCACUGGAGACACCUACAGAUGUUCCUGUAAAGAACAUAGUGGAGAACCCUGCAGAGGAAUCACUGAAGACACACACAGAGACUCCUGUAGAGGGAACAAGGAAGACGCCUGUAGAUGGAGCUUCAACAGAUCAAACACUAUCCAGUGGAGUGCUGCAGGAGAAAGCAGUCAAAACCCUACAUGAGAACCCAGCAAAACCUUCAGGUACACUGACUACAGAGAAUCAAGAAGAUGAUACAGUUGAACAAGUCUCAAUAGCACAUGCACCUGUAGUUGAGGCUCCAUUCGAACCCAGACAAGCAGAAAACCAGCCUACAAGUGAACAUGGGGAACUUUCACUAGUAUCUGCUCUGGAAAUUCCAACUACAGAGUCAUCAACUAGAUCAACUACAGAACCGACCGAAGAACCCCGUGUGGCAGCCCUGGAAGAGAACCACAGACUGAACAGUCAAGCUGAAUUGAAUGUCAAAGGUAAAACCAUGUGUUCCUUCUGCAAGCUGCCCAUAGAUGGAAAUGUGAAAAUCUCCAUCAACAUUCCUGCCAUUUGCUGCCAUCCAGAUUGUUUCAAGUGUAAUGGUUGCAGCAGUCCUCUGGAUGAUCUCUCUUCAUCUAUGUACCACUAUGCUGGGGAAAUCCUCUGCGAGAAAUGCUUUGAUCAAAUCUUCCAGCUCUGAUGACUCAUCCUACUGCAACCUACUCCACAACAACUUAUCACCAUGACACCCAAGCACAUCUCAGUGUCUACCAGCAAGUUUGCUGUAAUUCAGCACUAAUAAAAAAAAAAAAUCAGUCUUUAUCAGUAGAGGAACUGCUGUCGUAGGUUUAUUGCACAUAAAUUCAACACAAAUUUUCAGUAAAUGGUCGUGCUGUGUGUGCAUGUCUUCCUAUAUACUGACAAAACUCCCCAUGAGGUUUAAUAAAGUAUUUCUCUCUUUCUGAUCAAUAUAUUCCUUGUCGUC